AUGAGUUCCUCAGAACCAGCUCCCCUCCCGGCCCAUCUCGACCCAAAAACAUACCCACGCACCCACCACGAUGCAGCACAAAACAUCCACCUAACACUAACCUACGAAACCCUGGACGCAAACACCGCUCUAUCACAAACAUCCUCCCCGGCCGCAGGUGCCAACAUCCUCUUCCUCGGCACGACGCGCGAUACCUUCGAAGGCCGCUCCGUCUCACAGCUCAGCUACACAGCCUACCCACCUCUAGCGCUGAAGACGCUAGCGGGGAUCGCGGAGGCCGCUGUAAAGACGCAUAAGCUCGCGGGAGUGAGUAUUGCGCACAGACUAGGCACUGUGCCGAUUGGAGAGGCUUCUAUUGCUAUUGCUGUUAGUGCGGGUCAUCGGGGUGCGGCGUGGAGGGCUGGCGAGGAGGUGCUCGAGGCUUGUAAAGAGAAGGCAGAGAUUUGGAAGAGGGAGGAGUUUGUUGAUGGGGGGAUGGAGUGGAGGGCUAAUGCGGAUCGGGAUGCUGAGGGGAGGGUUUUGGGGUCCGAGGGUGUUUAG
Messenger RNA from Penicillium expansum, 540 nucleotides. Its product is annotated as molybdopterin synthase catalytic subunit. Gene Ontology annotation, molecular function: molybdopterin synthase activity. The transcript has a single exon. Gene Ontology annotation, biological process: Mo-molybdopterin cofactor biosynthetic process. The coding region runs from base 1 to 540 and encodes 179 amino acids. Gene Ontology annotation, cellular component: cytosol. The record is from RefSeq and is a predicted model, not a curated record. NCBI's taxonomy places the organism in Eukaryota, Fungi, Ascomycota, Eurotiomycetes, Eurotiales, Aspergillaceae.